AUUUACACCAAACCCGAUGAAUGUAACCAAGUCAACCGUUGUUCACACAUGCCCGGGAGGCACGGAGAACAUUAAAAAGCGAGCGAACUUGGCUCUCAUCCUCCUCUAAUGAGAGAGGAGAAAUUUUUAAAAAAAAGAUAGCAAGAAAACCAGCAAUACCUCUCCCUGAUUAAAAAAGAAAGAAAAAAAAAAGUGUCAUUCUCAAUAUAAAGGAAAGUAACAAGCUACCUCGUACAUUUCCCAAAACAAAAACAAAGCAAAAGAAAAAAAGAAAAAAAAGAAAAAUGCCUCCAACCCACAAAAAAAAGCAAAAGGGGCUCCCCCAAUCCUCCACUCUCAAAUCUAUCCACAUAACCCUCCACCUCCUCUACCACCGUAACAAGAAUCAGCACCACGGCACGAAAUGGUGGAAAUGGCUGGCGAUGCUAAAGCGGUCGAUGAGCGCAUUACUUGGGGCCGUUAGGAGGUGGGAAUGGGAGUGGGAUGAAGGGGAUGGUGAUGAGGACGGUGGCUUCCGUGCCAAAGUGCUCGAGAUGAUGCGAUAUAUGCAUGUCUUUGUUGUGCCGAGGUGUUACGUCGCCUUCUCUACCGUCGUUGCGGAUACACAAUUCUCCGCUCUGGGCGUCGUCCUUCUCGCGGUUCUAGCUCAAGCUGCAAAGACAGUCGCAUCUGGAGAGAGAUAUCAAACGGAGCCCGACGCCAAUACUGGAACCGGCGUAACUUUGACCUCUACCACUACCACUGCUACCACAGCCGUUGUACCCGCCAAUCACGAGGAGAGUGUUGAUGUUGAUGUUGGGGAGGUGGUGAAGAGAUCGCUUUACCUCCCCGGCUUGGUGGUGGAUUCUGCGGCUAGUGGUGAGAACAGAGGAGGGAAGGAGAAUGGGGACGCCGGACUCAAAGAAAAAAAGGGGGGAAAAAGUCCCCUGAUUUUAGAUGCUGCUGGGGAAGAGCGGAAGGCGGGCAUGGUGAAGAAGUUGAAGCGGGAAAGUCCACUGUCGCAGUUGGGUGUGGAUGAGAAGGACGGGGAAGGGGAAGAGCGGCAGAAGAGGAAGAAACUUAAGACGAAGCGAAAGCAAAAGCAGAGGGAUGCGAUUGAUGAUAUCUUUGGGGGAUUGUAAUGUAGGACGAUUGGAAUUUCUUCUUCUUUGGGAUCGGGGUAUUCAGGGGCAGGACAAUGGCGUUUUGUGAUUAUUUUAUUUUAUUUUGCUUUCUAUUCUGUAUGAUACCAGUAAGAUAUUUGUAUUUCCAAAACUAUCUAUAAUCUCUACAUGCAUGUAUUCUCUAUACAUGGCUGAUAAAAUUUUUAUCUAACAAAUCGACACGAAUAUGACAUGUCCAAGGAGAAGAUUGACAGCCAGAUGCUGUACUAAACUCCAAGCCAUGAUAUACAAAAACUUUGGGGAGAAAACCGUCCAUAUGAAGAGAUGAGUCCGCAGCACGGUGCAGGCCAUCAU
This is a messenger RNA of Blastomyces dermatitidis ER-3, 1457 nucleotides long. RefSeq lists its product as uncharacterized. The coding region runs from base 285 to 1121 and encodes 278 amino acids. Gene Ontology annotation, cellular component: ribonuclease MRP complex. The record is from RefSeq and is a predicted model, not a curated record. The transcript has 2 exons. Gene Ontology annotation, molecular function: rRNA primary transcript binding. NCBI's taxonomy places the organism in Eukaryota, Fungi, Ascomycota, Eurotiomycetes, Onygenales, Ajellomycetaceae. Gene Ontology annotation, biological process: maturation of 5.8S rRNA from tricistronic rRNA transcript (SSU-rRNA, 5.8S rRNA, LSU-rRNA); nuclear-transcribed mRNA catabolic process, RNase MRP-dependent.